This is a messenger RNA of Exophiala viscosa, 2122 nucleotides long. RefSeq lists its product as uncharacterized. The record is from RefSeq and is a predicted model, not a curated record. Gene Ontology annotation, molecular function: monooxygenase activity; flavin adenine dinucleotide binding. The coding region runs from base 195 to 2066 and encodes 623 amino acids. Lineage: Eukaryota; Fungi; Ascomycota; Eurotiomycetes; Chaetothyriales; Herpotrichiellaceae. The transcript has 3 exons.
UCAAUCUUCUGCACGGCCAACAGGCCCCUCAAUUGCAAGAACGUCGGUUUUUCUGCGCGUCUUUCGUCCCGACAUAGUACCCAUCGCCACCUGAAGGGUUUUAGCAGAUCAGGAGAACCACAGUGGUCCUCGAUCACUGGCAGCGAGAAACACUGACAGCACUGACUCCGGAUCUCGGUCGUUGAGAAGUCACAAUGGGAGAUGUUGUGGAAGUUGAUGUUGCUCCAUACGCACCUCGCAGUGUGCUCGAGACACUGCCUUGCAAGCUUCCAACAUCGCACUUCGACUCAGGCCUUGACUACGAAGCCAUUGCCAGUCCACUUGUCAGCAGUCUGAGUAGUCUGAGCAAAGACGGCCUGUCACCGGCCUCAAUAUGGCGAGACGUCUUCGCUCUUACCGGAACCAUGCGUACGAUAUAUUCUCCUGAACGCAUUGCCAGAGCCUGGUCAAAAACUUGUGAUGAGCGCCGAGCGGAAAAGUUCACCCUUAUUCCAGGUUCGGCGAUGCCUGUACGUCUCGACAAAGACGUGGGCUGGGUAAAUGUCUCAUUCACAUUUUGUAAUCGAAGAUGCCCAGCCGCACAAUGUAUGGGCUACUUAUCCCUGAUACUCGACCAAGCCGGAGAAUGGAAGAUCUGGCUCAUCAGAACCGUCCUCGAGCAACUCGAAGGCUACGACGACGUUGAUCAGCUUCAGUCUGGGCGUAAAGUGUCCAACGGAGAGCAUGUGCCCAAUGGUCACACCAACGGCGUCAAUGGACACGCCACAACGAACGGUACGAAUGAUUCACCAAAGCAUUUCGAUUGUGUGAUAGUUGGAGCAGGUCAAGCAGGGCUUUCCACUGCCGGACGACUGGAAGCUCUAGGUAUCUCUUACUUGGUACUCGACAAGAAUGCCCAGAUCGGAGACAACUGGAUGACCCGUUAUGAUUCGGCCAGGUUACACACUGCCCGCGAAUACAAUCAUCUUCCAUUUGAUAGGACAUUUCCACUCCCGUAUCAGGAAUUUCUCACCAAGUACGAUCUGGCACGUGGCUACAAGGACUGGGUUGGGAAGUUUGGUAUCGACAAGAACAUAGCGUUCGAUACGACCCUGGACUCAGGCUCCUGGGAUCAAGCUCGCGAGACAUGGACGCUCAACCUACGUCGACAAGGCACGGCACAAACGCUAACCUGUCGUUACGUGGUCAUGGCCACAGGUGGAGGUGGCCAGAUUUCCAUGAUGCCCACGUAUCCCGGACAGGAGGAUUUUCAAGGAACAGUACUACAUUCGGUGGACUACAAAUCAGCAGAACCUUGGCAAGGCAAAGCGGGUAUCGUCAUUGGGACAGCAAACACAGCCCACGACGUCGCGGAAGAUAUGGUCGAGGCAGGUCUUUCGUCCAUCACCAUGGUCCAACGAACGCGUACCUAUGUUCUUCCAGCCGGAUACUUCAAGGUCAUCAGCGAUAGGUCGUACAACGAGAAUGUGUCAACUGUGGAUGCAGACAGAGAGUCAUACUCAAUGCCGUAUGCGAUUACCAGGCACAUGAGUCGCAAGGCGUUGCAUGCAGCGGCAGAAAAAGAGCCGGAGCGGUUCGACGCUCUAGAAAAAGCUGGCUUCAAGGUCGAGCCAUUUGGUGACAUCAUGUACCAUAUCUGCGAGAAGUUAGGCGGACAUUAUAUGGAUGUUGGAUGCUCCGACAAGAUUGCCAAGGGCGAGAUCAAAAUGAAAGCUGGAGCUCUACCAACAAACUACACACGAACCGGUCUGGCCUUCAGCGACGGCACAGAAAUUCCCGCCGACGUGAUCAUCUUCAGCACUGGGUUCGUGGGCAAUAUGCGGACGGAGGUUGCACAGAUUUUCGGCAAAGAAGUUGGUGCCCAAGCCGACGACUUCUGGGGUCUGGAUGAGGAAGGUGAAUUGAAAGGGGUGUUCAAGAGGACUGGCCAACCCAAUCUCUUCUAUAUGGGAGGAACUAUCGGCCACAGCAGGUAUUUUUCACGCUUCCCGGCGCUGCUGAUGAAAGCCGACAUGAUGAGUACGCCGCUGCCACUGUAUGACGGGGAGAGGAGGUCAGGAGACUAGCUGGAGGUGCAGCGAUAGCCGAGGAGAAGAGACAUGUCAGCAAGACUACUCCACCC